AUGCCAGUGGCCAGCAUGGACACCCAGGAAGCAAUGCCAAGAAGCAGCCUCGAGCUGGCUGGUCCCUCCAGCACGACCGAAACGGUGGCACCAGGCUCGACACCCCACCCACAGCUGAAGGCCGAUCAUAAGAGCGACGCCAUACCAUCCCAGGACAAGAAAAACGUGAUUGGCAAGCACAAGAAGGAUGGGAAGAAAUGUUCCAAGAAACACAAGAAGAAGAAAAAGAAAAGGGGAAAACGACCAUCAGUUCUUGAAGACACUUCUUCGUCCAGCGACUCGGACGAUGACCCGUCCGUCGAAGAUUCAUCGACUUCGGACGACGAAACAAGUAGUUCCGACGACUUGACCUCCCGCAAGGCGCGAACGCGCAGAGACAGUAGCGACGACAAGGCCAGGAAGCGGUUUACAAAGAGGGCCAAAAAGGCCGGCAAGAAGGCCAGAGGCAAAACCAAGGUUGAGGCCUCGGGCUCGGCCGGAUCCGACUCCGAAACCAAACCCAACAACGACGUUCAAGACGACGACGACAGCGAUAGUGCCGAUGACGACAAAGUAUCCCAAGACCUCACAGCUGGUCAACUCCAAAUCAUCACGGCCGCUGUCAGUCAGGUCCUGGCCCUCCAAUCUUGUUCUACGCGAGGAAAUCUCCAGGCGCCUCCAGGUUCUGGAAAUGUUGUACCGGGACGGGCGUUCUUCAACCCAUCAGUACCGAAGGGCCGCCCUUCCCAUGGAAAACUGCCUCCUCCUGGUUGCAGCUCUGCUAAUCGCACAACCAGAAAUCCGUGGGAUGCCAAGCCCCUUGGCCUGGGGCGCGUCGAUGAUAAAAAGAAACAUCCCUUCAGGACCGAAUCCGGCGUCCCGACUCGACUUGAGUACAAACGCGUCGAUCAGGUUUGGGACACCACCAUACACAACUUCAAACUUCAGUCCACUGCCGAGGGAGGCUCUGAUGCCCAGUUUGAUGGCUUUGUGUUGCAGAUUCGACGUGUGUUCGAUUUUGAGGGCAAGUACAAGUCAACCACAGUCGAUGUCAAGAGCAAACUUCUCCGGGAGUGUCUCCAGGACGUCAUUGGCAACAUCAAAGGUGUCAGCUUGGUGGACAAUACCCCACGUCUUGAUCCCAACCUCCUAUUCCUUUACCUGGACGAUCUUCGCGCGUACAGCAAGGAACUCAAGACGUCUGAGCCAUCUGGUGAAACCAAGCGAGCCCGGCAGAAGGCCCGGAAGUAUGACAAAGAAAAGAGACGCCACCUCAAAGUCCUGUUGGGAUACCUAGACAAGGACUAUGCGCAAGUCAAGAAAAGCCUCUAUCCCAUGCUAGAGAAUGGUCUCAUUACUUUUGAACUUCUUUGGGCACUAUGGAAGCCCAACACCCUUGCGUACACUGCGACGUACGGCUCAGAGGAUGAACCCCGUGUCUUCAAGGUAGAGGCUGCGGAGAAACAUACCAGCUUUGUAAAGGGUGACUUUUACUACAUCGAUGGCAAGUACUUUGAGUAUGACGGCAAGCAAUUUGGCUACGGGAGUUUCGCAGAGGAGGUCAGCGACUUUCGCGGGGCUCGCAAGAUCACGAGCCUCAAUUGUUAUCCCCUGAAGUACCACAAGAACGAGCAAAAGGUCCGAGAGCACCUCAUCUCGCGCGGCAAAAAGUUUGUCCUGCUCGGCGGUGUUCAAUACAAGUGUCAUGAGGGAAUGGCCUACUACAAGAAGAAGAAGAACACCAUCAAGAUCAACGUCAAUGGCCGAAUAAUGGUCGACCCAUCCAUCCACCGUCGCUGCAACCCCAACUAUCCGGUCCCGAGUGUCCGAGUCGAGGAUCAUGACCUCGUGUCUGAGUCUGAGUCUGACGACGACGAUGCAGAGUCUGGCUGUGGCUGCGUUUCUGAGACUGAGUCAGACCAAGGUGAAAAGAGCUGCGUCAAUGAUUCGGACAGCGACAAGACAGUCGAAUAUGUCAGAAAGGUCUACAAAGAUGAGAACGGUCAAUUACGCAUCAUGCGAGUCCCCAAGGAACUGGUGAAGGAGCAUUCCACUAUUCAAGAACUUGACGCCGUCGAGAGCAAGUCAGGUCAGGCAACGGACGCGACAGCUAGCGACGCCAAGCUCGAAUUCUCUGACGAAGAGUAUCUACUUGCUUCGCCCGUCGUUCUGGGGUUCUCCUUUGGGGAGAAAAUGUGGCUCGAGUUCAGUGUCUCUGGCGUAAAAGAUAUCAAGUGGAAUGAAGAGGCGUACGACUCGCUCGUGCUGCAAGAAAAACCCAAGGCGAUCGUCAAGGCUCUUGUAGAGACGCACAGGUAUCAUGGCGUUGAAAGUAUUGACGACGUUAUUCAGGGGAAGGGAAAGGGCCUUGUUGCCGUUCUUCAUGGACCUCCUGGCACUGGCAAGACCCUAACCGCCGAGGGCAUCAGCGAGCUUCUGAAAUGCCCGCUAUACAUGGUGUCGGCUGGCGAAUUAGGCACCGACUCGCGGUUUCUGGAAACCGAGCUUCAGAAAAUCCUCGAUAUUUGCCACGCCUGGGGUGCGAUUCUGUUGCUGGACGAAGCAGACGUUUUCCUCGAGAAGCGCAACAUGCACGACAUCCAUCGCAACGCCCUUGUCAGCAUCUUCCUCCGUCAACUCGAGUAUUUCCAGGGCAUUUUAUUCCUCACGACAAACCGUGUCGAGACAUUCGAUGAUGCAUUUCAGUCGCGCAUUCACGUUGCUCUUCGGUAUGACAAGCUCUCCGUGAAGGCAAAGCGCGCUAUCUUCCAGAUAUUUAUCGAGCGUGCACGUACCAUCGAUAAAGUGGGAGCUACUGCUUUCACUGAUGAAGACUAUGAUUACUUGACCAAGUUCGACCUCAACGGACGCCAGAUCAAGAAUACGAUCCGCACCGCACAGGCUUUGGCGACGAACAAGAUGGAGGCGCUCAGCAUGCUACAUAUCAAGGAUGUGCUAGAAGUGCAACGGUCUUUUGAGCAGGACCUCAAGGGUGGAACUGGCUACGAGGACGCCAUGAGAGCGUACCAGUAG
Verticillium nonalfalfae is the source of this 3012-nucleotide messenger RNA. RefSeq lists its product as uncharacterized. The coding region runs from base 1 to 3012 and encodes 1003 amino acids. Lineage: Eukaryota; Fungi; Ascomycota; Sordariomycetes; Glomerellales; Plectosphaerellaceae. The record is from RefSeq and is a predicted model, not a curated record. The transcript is spliced from 5 exons. Gene Ontology annotation, molecular function: ATP binding; ATP hydrolysis activity.